AUGACAAGCUGCACAACAGUGCCUUUGGUAUCCAACAUUGGAGACAGAUCGAUUCCAACGACAGAAGAACUAGUAAAUCAUUGUCUAAAUCAUAAAUUGCUUGGGAAUGAUCAGCUAGUAAUCAGCAGAAUCCCAUCCAACGUUGUAGACACAUUUAGUCCAACUACAGAAGAACUAAAAAAUCAUUGUCUAAAUCAUAAAUUGUGUGGGAAUGAUCAGCUAGUGAUCAGCAUAAUCCCAUCCAACAUUGGAGACACAUUUAGUCCAACUACAGAAGAACUACAAAAUCAUUGUCUAAAUCAUAAAUUGCUUGGGAAUGAUCAGCCAGUGAUCAGCAGAAUCCCAUCCAACAUUGGAGACAGAUUUAGCCCAACUCCAGAACAAUUAGUAAAUCAUUAUCUAAACCAUAAAUUGCUUGGGAAUGAUCAGCUAGUCAGCAGAAUCCGGCAGCUUGAUAUUUACCAGUUUGAUCCCUGGGAUUUACCCGGGAUAGAUUCAAAUGAUGGAGAGACAUAUUUUUUUUCUCCUCUCCAUGCGAAGAAUCCAUACACAAACAAUGGGAAAAUCAAUAGAUCAACAAGGACAGGUUCCUGGAAAGGUAAAGGAAAGGAUAGUAAAAUAAAACACAAUGGCGAAGAGAUUGGUAUAAAGAAAAUUUUUGUUCAUUCUUGUAAUGAGAAUGAGAUCAAGUAUGUGAUGCAUGAGUACAGUGCAAGUUCCAAUUUACCUAACCCGAGAGCUCUGGUUCUGUGUAAAGUAAUGAAGAAGAAAGAUAAGAAGAGUAAAGGAGCAUGUAAGAAGGUUAAAAUGACAGAGGAGAAAGCUGAAGUAUUGCCAUAUAACAUGGAUAUUAGUACUCCAGCAUCUGAUGAUGGCUCUGAUGUUGAGAAAUGGAUUAGAGAUCAGCAGGCUGAAAAUUUAACCUGUGAUGGUGGUGGAACAAACCAUGUUCCAGAGUUUACAAGUCUUGAAGUGAUAGACCAUGAGAUACUACCACAUCUGAUUUCGUUCCCUGGUUAUGAUCAGCAGUAUUAUAGCCUUGACCACUUCACACUAGAUAAGCAGUCACUGAUGCUUACAGAGCAACUCUCCACUAACAAUGGCCCUGCAGGAACUUCCGUGUCUGGACCAGAGGAAGAUCUGUUCCUCGGGCUUGAACCUUUUUAUGCAUAUAAAAUAGUAAAAGAUGACAAGCUCGACAACAGAGUCUUCGGGAUACAUUCAAACGAUCGAGAGAAAUAUUUCUUCUCUCCUCUCCAUGCUAAGAAUCCAUACACCAAUAAUGGGAAAAUCAAUAGGUCAACAAAGACAGGUUCAUGGCAUGCUACGGGAAAGGAUCGUAAGAUAACUUCUGAACACAAUGGCGAAGAGAUUGGUACAUGUAAAAUUUUUGUUCAUUCUUGUAUUCAAGAUGGGAUCAAAUAUGUGAUGCAUGAGUACAGUGCAAGUUCCAUUUUACCUAACUCGAGAGCUCUGGUUCUGUGUAAUGUAAUGAAGAAGAAAGAUAAGAAGAGUAAAGGAGCAUGUAAGAAGGUUAAAAUGACAGAGGAGAGAGCUGAAGUAUUGCCAUAUAACAUGGAUAUUAGUACUCCAGCAUCUGAUGAUGGUUCUGAUGUUGAGAAAUGGAUUAGAGAUCAGCAGGCUGAAAAUUUAACCUGUGAUGGUGGUGGAACAAACCAUGUUCCAGAGUUUACAAGUCUUGAAGUGAUAGACCAUGAGAUACUACCACAUCUGAUUUCGUUCCCUGGUUAUGAUCAGCAGUAUUAUAGCCUUGACCACUGCACACUAGAUAAGCAGUCACUGAUGCUUACAGAGCAACUCUCCACUAACAAUGGCCCUGCAGGAACUUCCGUGUUUGGACCAGAGGAAGAUCUGUUCUUCGGGCUUGAACCUUUGUAG
Molecule: messenger RNA, 1899 nt
Organism: Dovyalis caffra
Lineage: Eukaryota; Viridiplantae; Streptophyta; Magnoliopsida; Malpighiales; Salicaceae
Source: the annotation of a GenBank genome assembly